This is a messenger RNA of Nematolebias whitei (Rio pearlfish), 2116 nucleotides long. RefSeq lists its product as uncharacterized. Gene Ontology annotation, molecular function: cytoskeletal adaptor activity; protein binding. Gene Ontology annotation, cellular component: nucleoplasm; cytosol. The coding region runs from base 1 to 2085 and encodes 694 amino acids. The record is from RefSeq and is a predicted model, not a curated record. NCBI's taxonomy places the organism in Eukaryota, Metazoa, Chordata, Actinopteri, Cyprinodontiformes, Rivulidae. Gene Ontology annotation, biological process: actin crosslink formation; positive regulation of actin filament polymerization; actin filament bundle assembly. The transcript is spliced from 15 exons.
AUGAUCCCAGAAAAGCUUAAACAGCGAAGGGGAAAGAACACGAGCAUCAAUCUAGUGGCUGCAGAUCUGCAAGAGAAGAAAAUGUCUCGCACCGAGGAGGUCAACAAGAUGACGGAGAACGUCUACAAGGGCAUUCUGGACCAGUUCAACCCCAGUCUGAAGAACUUUGUGACCAUGGGGAAACACUAUGAGAGAGCUCUUACAGGAGUGACUGUGGCAGCUAAAGGCUACUUUGACGCUCUGGUGAAACUGGGAGAGCUGGCGAGCGACAGCCAAGGCUCCAAAGAGCUGGGAGACACCCUGUUCCAGAUGGCCGAGGUUCACAGACAGAUUCAGGUUCAGCUGGAAGACGUGCUGAAGCUGUUUCACUCUGAGAUGCUGGCCCAGUUGGAGCAGAAGCUGGAGCUGGACAUCAAAUACCUCACAUCAACUCUAAAGAAGUACCAGAGUGAGCGAAGGUCUAAAUCUGAAUCGAUCGAGCGCUGCCAGUCCCAGCUGAAGAAGCUCCGCAGGAAGAGCCAGGGCAGCCGCCACCCAAACAAGUACGGAGACAGGGAGAUGCAGUUUGUGGAGCUGAUGAGUCGUCGCCAAGGCGAGCUGGACGCACUGGUGGCCACGGGUUACAAGUCUGCUCUGACAGAGGAGAGGAGACGAUACUGCUUCCUGGUGGACAGACAGUGCUGCGUCACCAAACUGCUCAUAAACUACCACUCCAAGGUGAGAGAGCUUCUGUCGCACAAACUUUCUUCGUGGCAUCAGUCGUGCUCUCAGCCGACAAAGCUGCCAGAGCGCGCCCUCAACCUGCUGCGCCACACAGCACCGCAAAGCCCAGGGGCUGCUGGGAUAGCUGAGGCUGUCCGUCACACCAAGCAGGGCUCUGCUCAGCCAGAGCAGAAGCUCUCUGUUCAGGAGGUCCCUCCGCUGCUGAACGGAGACUCCAGCCGCUCCCAGCAGCAGCGCUCGCUCCCCUCUUCUUCCUCCUCCCACAGUGACUCUGGUCCUCCUCAGGGCUCCCCUCAGGCUUUCCGCUCUGUGUCCUCCACUGCUGGAGCUGCAGGAGGUUCCUCCAGAGGAGCAUCUCCUCAGCACACUAGCACGCCCCUGAGCGUGUCAGCCAGCCCCCUUCCUGACAGCCGGAGCAGCGAGAGCCCAGCAGGAUCCACCCCCACCACGUCCAGCAGCUCCACCCAACAGGGCUCGCUCCUCCUGGCCACGUCCAGCCUCUCCCCGAGCCUCAUCCCAUCCACGAUGAUGUCCCUCAGCCAGAUCUCGGCGACCAGCAGCUCCUCACAGGGCAUGACCCUCCCCAUCCCCCACAGUGCUCCUCACAGCCCCCCGCUGUCCCACAGUGCUCCUCUCUCCAGGGCCAUGACUCCAGUGCAGCUGCUGCACCAACAGGUGGGGUCAGGAGGGAGCAACACUUUGUCUCUGUCUCAUAAUCCCUGGCUGCUGAAGACUGGAGACAUGUCCGCCACCGCAACCCUCCCACUGCCGAGGAGGCCUCUCAGCGAAAUGAGGCUGGGGGGCUUUCAGGGCUCCAGUCUCCCCAGGACGCUGCCCUUAUCUGGAUACACCCAAGUGGAGGCCAUGUUCACCCACAUACCUGGAGCUUCGGAGGGUGGGGCUGGAAACAUGGGGGGCGGGGCUUGCUUACUCCACUUCCUACCUGGCGACCACAUCACCCUGCUGAUCUCUGAGCCCAGAGAUGGGUGGCACUACGGGCAAAAUGAACGAACCGGACGGAAAGGCUGGUUCCCUUUCUCCUACACUCAACCACAACAUGGCAAGAUGGAUCAGACUGAGGGCUCUCACUUCUUAUCUAAGACUAACAGCACCAGCACCGGACAGCUCGACAAACUGGUGUCCGCAGGUCUCCCAGCCCUGACCCCCGAGUCCGAGGAGGAGCGCUCCCUUCCUCCCCAGAGGGUCAGCACCUUCCGCCCGCGCCCCUACAGCAUGGCGGACAGCAACAAGAUCACGUCAGAGUUGACCUCUCCACCCUCUCCCACCAGGCCCAAUCCAUUCGCUCACAUCCGACUCAGAAAAACGUUCACCAACGAUCGCUCGGCACCCAUCAUUGAGUGAGCGUGGGAUCUCUGUGGAUCGUCGCUCCUUC